CGAAGCACAGCGGGUAGGAGGGGAGAGCACGUGGUAGGAAGACGGGAAACCAGCCUUCUACGGCAAGUCGAAGGUAGCAAGAUGGCCGCAGCUGAGAAAGAGAGCGCAUCCGGCACGGACCCGGAGAUGGACGAGCUUCUGGAAAGUGCCCUUGAUGAUUUCGAUAAAGCCAAACCCUCCCCAGCAUCCCCUCCUACCACCAAGGCCCCAGAUGCUUCAGCUUCCCAGAAGAGAUCGCCUGCAGACACAGCUAAAGAUGCCCUCUUUGCCUCCCAAGAGUUCUUCCAAGAACUGUUUGACAGUGAGCUAGCAUGCCAAGCCACUGCAGAAUUUGAGAAGGCUAUGAAGGAGCUGGCUGAGGAGGAACCCCACCUGGUAGAGCAGUUCCAGAAGCUCUCUGAGGCAGCAGGGAGAGUGGGCAGUGAUACAGCAUCCCAACAAGUGUUUGCUUCCUGCCUGAAGGAAACACUCAGUGGACUAGCAAAAAAUGCCACUGACCUUCAGAACUCCAGCAUGUCUGAAGAGGAGCUGACCAAGGCCAUGGAAGGGCUGGGCACAGAAGAAGGGGAAGGGGAAGGAGAAGGCAAUAUACUCCCCAUUAUGCAGAGCAUUAUGCAGAACCUAUUAUCCAAGGAUGUACUAUAUCCGUCACUGAAAGAAAUCACAGAGAAAUAUCCAGAGUGGUUACAGAGCCACCGUGAAGCACUGCCUCCAGAACAAUUUGAGAAGUAUCAGGAACAGCACAACGUCAUGGGCAAGAUUUGUGAGCAGUUUGAAAAAGAGACGGCGGCCGAUAGUGAGGACAUACAGAAAGCCCGAUUUGAGAUGGUGCUAGAUCUCAUGCAGCAGCUUCAAGAUUUGGGCCAUCCCCCAAAGGAACUUGCGGGGGAAACGCCCCCUGGCUUCAACUUUGACCUUGACACCUUGAAUUUGUCUGGCCCUCCAAGUGCCAGUGGUGAGCAGUGUCUGAUCAUGUGAAUUUCUUCAUCCUUCCCUUCCCAUCCUCGGCCACGAGCGAACACCUGAAGUCAGCAGAGCCAUUGGGGUCUGGGAAGGGUGAUAAGGCUGUGGAGGAACUGCCUGCCUGUCCCAUUUGUCUCCUGUCCCCUUCUAGUUCCCUUCCCUAGCUGUUAUCCUAAGACUACUCCACACCAGCAUGGGUCCCUCUGUAGCCAUUGAGGCUGUUAUUUCUGGGAAAGGGACCUAUUCAAGUUCCUCUCAUUGAGUCAUUCUCCCCAUUCUUCCCCCCCCCCCCCUUCUCUGCUGCUAGUGAAGGUACUUAUCUUUACCUGCUUAAGGUAUAGGAGGGGGUACCCUUUAUGGACCAUGUUUCCUUGCCCCUGCCCCCUUUCCUACACCUAGCCAUAACAUUGUGUGUACCUGUUGUGUAUACCUGCACUGAUGCUUCCCUCUCAGACUCCCAGGGUCUAUGUGCCUUGUUCCCUAUUCCCUCUGGAGUCUGGGUGCUGUGCCAGCUCUGGGCAUGGGGCUUGGGGAGAUUCUUGGCUCCGAGCACCCAUCCUUUGGGUAUCUGAUCCUUCAGGGCAGACAUGUUGGUCAGAGUAGGGACUGGAGAAAGGGUUCUUGGCAUAUCCUGAUAAGAAUAGGGUCUUUCUGGUGUUGGCCAGCCGUGUGCUUCUCCUAGGUGCACAUGUGUAUUCCUCAAAGAAGCUGUGAACUCGAGUUCUGUUCUCCUAAGUUAAUAGAUGCCUUUGUUCCUGGUCAAAUCGGAGAAGCCAAAUGUUAUCCUGAAUGUGAGCAGUGCUACUGUUUCUCAUGCAUCCCCACCUCCCCCUGCUUUCCUGCUGUUUUCAGCCCUCCCCCGCCCCCACCCCUUUUCUCAUUCAGCUCUAUAGCUGUUCCCCUGGCAAAUAGAGUUGGAGGGGGGACAGUGUUUUUCUCCUUAGCUGUUGUUUUGGCAGUUUUGAAACUUCUGAUCCCCUCAACAUCAUAAACCUUGACUGGUGGCAGUGGCUUGGGAGAGGGCUGACAGCUUGUCCUCCCCCAACCCCUUCUUGGUCCCCUAUGUCUCAGCUGAUGUCUAAUAAACAUCCUGAGCUAGGUUGUUGGGAGUGUGGCCUGUUUCUUGUGUGGCAUAAGCUCCUACUCUCUAAAGGUAGAGUUGGGGGUAAGUCCUUAUAAAAGCUUGGCUCUGAAGCUACCUGCUCAGAGGUGUUUGGCAAUGCCCCUCCCCCAAUCCAGCUCAGGCUAAGAUAUCUGCCUGUUUCUUUAAAAUUUCAGCAAAAAGUUCUGAGGUUUCCAAGUUGUUUCACUGACAGCAUUCUGCUUAAUAUAUCAAACUUAUUGAAUGUUAAAUCACUUGUCUUAGCUGCCCUUUCUUGUCUCCAGCCAUUGAUACUGUGAGGCCUCUUGUUUACCUUGUAAGCACUACAUUCAAACCAACCCUCCUGGAUUAAGUGUUAUAAAGACAGCUGAUAUCAAGAUGAAUUCAGUCUUGGUUUAAAGUCAAGUACAGAUCACUAAAAUGUGGGAAUUUUUAGGUACCUCUGAGCUUGCUAUAAGUAAACAUUGUGACAUGGUAGCUAAAAAAAACCCCAAACCUUUUUCUGUUGUAGUGCUAGAAAAGUUCAGAAUAAAAGGAAAGUAGUAAGUGCUAAUUAUGUUGACUUAAGUGCCUAUUAUGUAUUAGGCAAAUAUAAAAGAGACAAUCCCUGCCUUGAAUAAGUUUUUUUUUGGGGGGGGGGGCGCGGGAAUGGGAAUGCACCACACAACUAAAGUGUUGUAUUUAGUUAUAAGCAUCCCUCUUAAGAUGUUAAGUUGGUUUAGGUUUGAGGGAAGAUGAACCCCCCAGGAUGUAGAAACCCUUAAAACCACAUUCAGGGGCAGCUAGGUGGUACAGUGGAUAGAGCACCAGCCUUGGAUUCAGGAGUACCUGAGUUCAAAUUCGGCCUCAGACACUUUACUCACUUACUAGCUGUGUGACCCUGGGCAAGUCACUUAACCCCAAUUGUCUCACCAAAAAAAAAAAAAAAAAAAGGAAAAAAAACCACAUUCAAAGAUUACACUUGCAUCUUUCCAUCUCCUGUCUGCUUUCCUGGUACUAGCUACUAUUACCAAGAAACCCAGGUAGGCAUCUCUGCCCGUUUUUUGUUCCUGGACCCUCUUCCCCACGAUUGUUGGUCUGUUUGGGAGAAGUGGAUGUACAUAGUUCACUGUACAAGAAAGCUGUGGCAAACCUGCCUAGUUGUUUCCUCUAUAGCGUCUUUCCUAAUAAAACAAUGCCUGCAGUACAUCUCUUCUCUGGGAGGCAGUGUGUGUGGUGCACUAGAAAAACCACUGGGGUUAAGAUUCAUGAGACCUGGGUUUGAAUCCUACCUCUUCUACUAACUGACAUUGGGCAAGUCACUUAAUUUUUGGACCUCAGUUUCUUGAUCUCUAAAGGGGGUUGUGCAUUGGUUCCUUCUAACUCUAACCAUCAAUGACUGCCUGAACAUAUAGGCAUUCAAUAAAGGCUUGUUAAAUUGACUCUA
Messenger RNA from Dromiciops gliroides (monito del monte), 3491 nucleotides. RefSeq names its product peroxisomal biogenesis factor 19 (gene PEX19). The record is from RefSeq and is a predicted model, not a curated record. Gene Ontology annotation, biological process: protein import into peroxisome membrane. Gene Ontology annotation, cellular component: peroxisomal membrane; peroxisome. Lineage: Eukaryota; Metazoa; Chordata; Mammalia; Microbiotheria; Microbiotheriidae. The coding region runs from base 82 to 978 and encodes 298 amino acids. The transcript is spliced from 8 exons.